This is a messenger RNA of Drosophila hydei, 801 nucleotides long. It is a transcript of the gene Gpa2, whose product is annotated as thyrostimulin alpha-2 subunit. The transcript is spliced from 2 exons. The coding region runs from base 382 to 777 and encodes 131 amino acids. NCBI's taxonomy places the organism in Eukaryota, Metazoa, Arthropoda, Insecta, Diptera, Drosophilidae. The record is from RefSeq and is a predicted model, not a curated record. Gene Ontology annotation, molecular function: hormone receptor binding. Gene Ontology annotation, biological process: cell surface receptor signaling pathway.
UAGAUUCUAAUUGUAUUUAGGUCGUUUGUCUUAUACGAAGUUAUUUUUGUUGUCUCUCUGUCAAUUUUCUUAAGCUCAUUUGAAAUAUUCUGCAAUAAAAUUGCUUACAUUUAGCAUAUAAACAAUGGAUAGGAAUGUUUUUAGAAAUUUAUGUUUUGGUAUAUAUUAAGAGCCGGAAUAUGCAAACCUAGUUCUUAUGCAUGAAUAUUUGAGACAAGCAAUAACCCCUUUGCCUUCAUUACCCCUCAUUAAGUGCAGUCCAUUGGCCACGGCGGCAUUUGCCGUUCGUCCUUUGCGCACGCGUCGUAUUCGCCGAUGAGCGGAAUAAAAUGGGGCGGCAGCUGAUACUCGGGCAUCAGUUCGCAUUGAGGUACGGCCGAGAUGAAGUCGCUAGCGUUAUUGGCUUUUGUUUUCUGGCUGCUCUGUUCCUGUGUCCUGGCUGCCGAAAGCAGUGUAGCCACAGGCAAGGAUGCGUGGCUGCGUCCCGGCUGUCAUAAGGUGGGCAACACGCGUAAGAUCUCCAUACCAGAUUGCGUAGAGUUUACGAUUACAACGAAUGCUUGUCGCGGCUUUUGCGAAUCCUAUGCGGUGCCUUCGAUAACAUCUGUGUUGGCUGGCGUCUUUCGACCACCCAAGCCAGUCGUAUCCGUGGGUCAGUGCUGCAAUAUGAUGAAAUCCGAAGAGAUACAACGUCGUGUGCUUUGCAUUGAGGGUAUACGCAAUGUGACCUUUAAGAGCGCCGUCUCCUGCAGCUGCUAUCACUGCAAGAAGGACUAGGACAAAGUACUAUCAGACAUGCUA